This is a messenger RNA of Scylla paramamosain (green mud crab), 851 nucleotides long. RefSeq lists its product as uncharacterized. The record is from RefSeq and is a predicted model, not a curated record. NCBI's taxonomy places the organism in Eukaryota, Metazoa, Arthropoda, Malacostraca, Decapoda, Portunidae. Bases 3 to 671 code for a protein of 222 amino acids. The transcript has 2 exons.
CCAUGGCAAGCGGACGUGCCUGGACGAGCUCUCUACUUCUUAUUUACCAGCUGCGACAUACACUUAGCCAGCGGGUCUUAUACACUGGCUGCUCCAGUGUCCUGCCCACAGCAACAAGAAUGCCUCAUACAAGAAAUAAACAAAACCAGGCCACCGGAAAACCUACUGAACAGCCAUGUGCAGGUGCUAACACAGCGGUGUCGGUGCAGGGGCCCGUAGCAACACCGCUCUCAACACCCGCCCCGACGGUCGCCACUAGCCAAGACGUCUGCAAUCAAGACACCCUCGUCUCUGAUGUACCCAGUGACAUUCUAAGCCUGAUCGGAAAUGAAAUCACCCCUAUCUGGUCAGAGGAAGGCAAAGUGAUAACACGUACUAUAAUGAAAGCCACACAACUAAUGAUCAGUCAAAAGGAUCAAACAAUAUCCCAAAUGCAAAAUAGCAUCAAAAUACUUGAGAACAGAGUUAUGCAGUUAGAAAGCCAAUUAGAUGAAGUAAACCAGUAUAAAAGAAGAGAUAUCUUAAUUGUCGGUGGACCAGUAUUGCCAUCUGAAAACCCUAAUGAAAAUAGUGCUGAGGUAAUAAUAAAUUCUAUCAAAGACAACCUUCACAUCAAUAUAACUCCUUCAGACAUAAGUGUUGCUCAUCGUCUAGGUGCUAAACGAGCAUAGAACAUAAAUAGACCAAUUAUUGUUAAGCUACAUAGUAGACAAAAGAAAUCAGAAAUAAUGAAUGCCUGUGCAACUGUUCGACCAAAGCUUUAUAUCAACGAAAGCCUCACACAUAAACGUCGACCACUCUUCAAAAUAAUAUGGGAAAUUAGAAAACAACACAGGGAUUCAUUCCAACAA